GGAACAGCGACAAGUGCGGAGUAAUACACGAUAUAGGGAACCCAAAAUCUUAUUCACAAUGACUAUACCGGAAGCUUUUAAGGAUCAGGAAAUCUUUGUCACAGGCGCCUCGGGCUUUGUGGGCAAGGCCCUGAUCGAAAAGCUAUUGCGCUCCUGUCCAAAACUGGGCCGGAUUUACGUCCUGAUGCGGCCCAAAAAGGGGCACUCUAUUGAGGAGCGUCUGCAACUCCAGUGGGAGUCGAAGCUAUAUGAACGCCUGCGGAGGGAACAGCCCAAUGCCCGAUCCAAAUUGGUGGCUAUAGCCGGCGAUGUGGAGCAGUUGGGCCUGGGAAUAAGUAAGGCUGAUCUCGAGCGGCUACGUAAUGUGAACAUUGUCUAUCACUCGGCAGCCAGUGUGCGUUUCGAUGAUGCCUUGAGCACAGCCAUCCUUAUGAACACCCGUGGCACCCACGAACUGGUCAAGUUGGCUUUGGAGUGGCGCAAACUCAAGGCCUUUGUUCAUGUCUCCACCACGUACUCGAAUCCGGGAGUUCUGGAAGUGGAGGAACGUGUCUAUCCACCUCUGGCCGAUUGGCGUACCACCAUCAAAUUGGCGGAGACCUAUGACGAGGAGAUUCUAAACAUCUUUAAUCUCAAGUACGGAAACUUCCAGCCCAAUACGUACACCUUCACCAAAAGUUUGGCCGAGCAGGUGGUCAAUGAAUACAGGGAUAAGCUGCCCAUCUUUAUCUUUAGACCAUCGAUUGUGGUCUCUACAAUUGAGGAACCCGUGCCCGGCUGGGCGGACAACUUUAAUGGACCCACGGGUCUUUUGGUGGCCUGCGGAGUGGGUAUUCUCCGCUCCCAAAACUGUGAUCCAAAUAUUGUGGCCGAUUUCGUGCCCGCCGAUAUUGUGGCCCGCACAUUGAUCACUGGGGUGUACAAAUUCAUUGGCGAAUCGAAAUCAAGGGAUAAGGAUAGCGAAUUGUACGUCAUUAACUGUGCCACGGCGAAUAUAUCGCCGAUUACCAUGGGCGAGGUGAUCGAGAUCGGGAAGACGUUUAUAAGGAAGAAUCCCUUCGAGAAGACCCUUUGGCUGCCAGGUGGUGGGAUGACAACCUGUCCGGUUCUUCACUUCGUACGGUUCUGCACCAUGCAUCUUCUGAUGGCCGUCGUUGUGGACAGUUUGCUCCGUCUCUAUAAUGAAAAGCCUUUCUUGAUGAAGCUGCAACGACGUAUUUUCGCCGCCUUCAGUGCUUUGCAAGUGUUUGCAAUGACCGAGUGGCAUUUUCAGAAUAACAAUUUCCGGGCAUUGCACGAUAUAGUUCCGGCCAAUGAAAUCUCGACCUUUGGCUUCAUGCAGCACGCAAAUAUCAACUAUACGGAAUUUUUCCAGCACGGAAUUCGGGGUGCCAAGGAGUUCCUUUUGAAGGAGAGUCCCGAAAGCAGCAGUGCGGCCCGAUUCCGCGUUAAGAUCUUCUACGUCCUCGACUUUUUAUGCCGAGGCAUCGUCUAUAGCUUUCUGCUGCGCCUGAUAUUCCGAUUUUUAGUCAGCCUGUGGUAGCAAAGUCUUUGAGACAUUAAAAACAGUUAAAUAUUAUGGCAUUGGUAAAAUUCUGUUUACUUAAGCAAUUUAUUUGUUAAGUGAUGACUUGCAUUUACAAUAAAACUUAAAUCAGAAUUUUAUAAAUUUA
Drosophila subpulchrella is the source of this 1673-nucleotide messenger RNA. Its product is annotated as putative fatty acyl-CoA reductase CG5065. Gene Ontology annotation, cellular component: peroxisome. The record is from RefSeq and is a predicted model, not a curated record. Gene Ontology annotation, biological process: long-chain fatty-acyl-CoA metabolic process. The transcript has 8 exons. Gene Ontology annotation, molecular function: alcohol-forming very long-chain fatty acyl-CoA reductase (NADP+) activity. The coding region runs from base 59 to 1543 and encodes 494 amino acids. NCBI's taxonomy places the organism in Eukaryota, Metazoa, Arthropoda, Insecta, Diptera, Drosophilidae.